CAUGUUACCUGGUGCCAAGGUCAGCCCAGUUAAAAAGUGCUAAUCUGUUUUUUAAAUUUUUUCAAAAAUGAGAAUACCGGGAAAAGUAUUACGUGAGCUAACGAAACGUAAAUUGAAAAAUGUUUGUAGAAUAUGUAUCACUGGCAGAAAGUACAUGAGAAAUAUCUAUAAAACCAAAAUUCCUAAAAUGUUGAAAGCUUGUUAUUUUUCUGAGAUAACUGAAAAUGAUGAUUUACCAAAUAAAAUCUGUGAAUCAUGCAUUCUAUCAAUUACAAAAAUUUACAAUUUUAAGAAAAAUGUGGAGUACAAUGCCAGGGUACUAAGGGAAAUAGUACUCAAUGAACCUAAUAUAUUCAGCUACAACAGGAUUGUAGGAAAUGAUGAUAAUAAUGAAAACAUUGAUGUCACUUUAGAUAAAUCAUUAACUGAAAAUACAUACUGUAUAGAAGAAGCCUUACCAUCAUUUAUUAAUAAUCCCCCACCUGUCAUAUCCCGACAUUCAAAUAAACCAGAGUUUUUAACAUCACUAAGUCUAGAUUCGUUUCAAAUAUACACUGAAGAUGUUCCUCCCUUAAUACCAAUACAAGAUAAUAACAAAUCAGUGUCUACGGAUAGCGUAUUUCAAGAUCUACCCCAAGAUGCUCCUCCAUUGGUUCCUAUAAAGAAUCCUGACGUAAAGAAUUUGGUUAAUGUUUUACCAAACUUUGAAUAUAUGUGCUUCAUUUGUAGUGAAAAGUUUCAAGAUGUUACAGGUUUGAAGGAGCAUACGAUUAAAUGUAAAUCAAAAUAUUUUCAGUGUAGUGUUUGUCGGAAAAAAUUCAGUGAGAGGAAGAAACUUAUUAAUCAUCUAAAGGGCCAUAAAAUAAUUAAAGAUCAUAUAUGCAAGAUCUGUGGUAAAAAGUAUGCAAAUCCAAGUACUUUUCGUAUUCAUAGGAUGUCCCACACAGGUGAACGUCCAUUUAAAUGCACCAUUUGUAGUAAAGGUUUUGUGAGGUGGGCUGAAGUAAAGUUACACAUGAACACCCAUGAAGAUAAAAGACCAUUUUCAUGUGAUAUCUGCCAAAAAGCUUUCAAAAGUCGGUCUAACUUAGAACGACACAAAAGAAUCCAUCUUGGAAUUGAGCCCUAUGUUUGUACUUACUGCCCAAAAUCUUACAAACAAUUAGUAAAUCUAACAGCCCACAUCAGAACCUACCACACCAACGAACGCCCAUUUCUCUGUAACGUUUGCGGCAAAGGUUACAUCACAUCGUCUCGGUUAAACCGGCAUAUGUUGAGCCAUUCUGGAUACAAACAAUUCAAAUGUAAGGUGUGUCCGAAGUCUUACACCAACCGCACUGAUUUCCUCAGCCAUGAGUGCUACCAUCAAGGCAAAAACGUGGAUGAUUUGAAGAAGUAUUCUUGCGAUAAGUGUAGCUUGAAGUUUUUUUACCGGUGUAGGUUAAUAAAGCAUCAAAAAACACACGAGAAGACUCUGGAAGACAACAUUUGUAGUGAAGUGAUUAGUAGACAUUUAAUUUCAGAUCAUGGAAUUAGUUUAUCUACGGAAGACACGACAGUUAAUGACGAAGAAAUUGUUGUAGCCAAAAAUACUACAAUUUAUUCGAUAACAGAGUAAAAUUAGUAAUAAAAAAAUAAAACUAAAAA
Molecule: messenger RNA, 1647 nt
Organism: Diabrotica virgifera virgifera (western corn rootworm)
Lineage: Eukaryota; Metazoa; Arthropoda; Insecta; Coleoptera; Chrysomelidae
Product: zinc finger protein 70
Exons: 5
Coding region: 68-1618 (516 amino acids)
Biological process (GO): regulation of transcription by RNA polymerase II
Cellular component (GO): nucleus
Molecular function (GO): zinc ion binding; RNA polymerase II cis-regulatory region sequence-specific DNA binding; DNA-binding transcription factor activity, RNA polymerase II-specific
Source: RefSeq, a predicted model, not a curated record